Messenger RNA from Penicillium soppii, 2010 nucleotides. RefSeq names its product acetate--CoA ligase. Gene Ontology annotation, cellular component: cytosol. Bases 1 to 2010 code for a protein of 669 amino acids. The transcript has 6 exons. The record is from RefSeq and is a predicted model, not a curated record. NCBI's taxonomy places the organism in Eukaryota, Fungi, Ascomycota, Eurotiomycetes, Eurotiales, Aspergillaceae. Gene Ontology annotation, molecular function: AMP binding; acetyl-CoA synthetase activity.
AUGUCGGACGGCCCCGUUCAGCCUCCCAAGCCCACAGUGGUGCUUGAAGCACACGAGGUCGACACUUUCCACGUCCCUAAAGCAUUCCACGACAAGCACCCCACCGGCACCCACCUCAAGGAUAUCAAAGAGUACCAAAAGCUCUACGAUGAAUCCAUCCGCAGUCCCGAUACUUUCUGGGCCCGCAUGGCCCGCGAGCUCCUCACAUUCGACAAGGACUUUCAAACCACACACCACGGUUCAUUCGAGAAUGGCGACAAUGCCUGGUUCGUUGAGGGUCGUUUGAACGCAUCCUACAACUGUGUCGAUCGCCACGCCCUCAAGAACCCAGACAAGGUCGCCAUUAUCUAUGAGGCUGACGAGCCCAAUGAGGGCCGGAAGAUCACUUAUGGAGAGUUGAUGCGCGAGGUGUCCCGCGUAGCCUGGACCCUCAAGGAGCGCGGCGUGAAGAAGGGUGACACGGUCGGUAUCUACCUGCCCAUGAUUCCCGAGGCCGUGAUCGCCUUCCUCGCCUGCUCUCGCAUCGGUGCCGUGCACUCCGUCGUGUUCGCCGGUUUCUCAUCCGACUCCCUCCGGGACCGUGUCCUGGACGCCUCUUCCAAGGUCGUAAUUACCUCCGAUGAGGGCAAGCGUGGCGGCAAGGUCAUUGGCACUAAGAAGAUUGUCGAUGAGGCCAUGAAGCAGUGUCCCGAUGUGCACACCGUGCUGGUUUACAAGCGCACCGGCGCCGAGGUGCCCUGGACUGCUGGCCGCGACAUCUGGUGGCACGAGGAGGUCGAGAAGUACCCUAACUACCUCGCCCCUGAACCCGUCAGCUCCGAGGACCCUCUUUUCCUUCUGUACACUUCCGGUUCCACCGGUAAGCCCAAGGGUGUUAUGCACACCACUGCCGGUUACCUGCUCGGUGCUGCCAUGACCGGCAAGUACGUGUUUGAUAUUCACGAAGAUGACCGCUACUUCUGUGGUGGUGAUGUUGGUUGGAUUACCGGUCACACCUAUGUUGUGUACGCUCCUCUGUUGCUUGGCUGUGCCACCGUUGUGUUUGAAAGUACACCCGCCUACCCUAACUUCUCCCGCUACUGGGAUGUUAUCGACAAGUACGACGUCACCCAAUUCUACGUCGCGCCCACCGCCCUGCGUCUGUUGAAGCGCGCCGGAGACGAGCACAUUCACCACAAGAUGCGCAGUCUUCGUAUUCUCGGCUCGGUUGGAGAGCCAAUUGCUGCGGAGGUUUGGAAGUGGUACUUCGAGGCUGUCGGCAAAGAAGAAGCUCACAUUUGUGAUACAUACUGGCAAACCGAGACUGGCUCAAACGUCAUCACUCCUCUCGGUGGUAUCACCCCCACUAAGCCCGGUAGUGCUUCGCUGCCUUUCUUCGGUAUUGAGCCAGCUAUUAUCGACCCUGUUUCUGGGGAGGAGAUUCUCGGCAACGAUGUCGAGGGUGUGUUGGCCUUCAAGCAGCCCUGGCCCAGUAUGGCCCGCACCGUUUGGGGUGCUCACAAACGGUAUAUGGACACUUACCUGAACGUAUACAAGGGUUACUACUUCACCGGAGAUGGUGCUGGCCGUGACCACGAUGGUUACUACUGGAUCCGUGGCCGUGUUGACGAUGUUGUCAACGUCUCUGGCCACCGUCUGUCUACCGCCGAGAUUGAGGCCGCACUUUUGGAGCACCAUUCCGUUGCUGAGGCCGCUGUCGUCGGUAUCGCCGACGAACUCACUGGCCAGGCUGUCAACGCCUUCGUCGCUCUCAAGGAGGGUAACGAGACAACCGAACAGAUCAGCAAGGACUUGGCUAUGCAAGUUCGCAAAUCCAUCGGACCUUUCGCUGCUCCCAAGGCUGUCUUCGUCGUCGAGGACCUCCCCAAGACUCGCAGUGGCAAGAUCAUGCGUCGCAUCCUGCGCAAGAUCCUUAGCGGCGAGGAAGACAGUCUCGGUGAUACUUCAACGCUCUCCGAUCCCAGCGUUGUGGAUAAGAUUAUCGAAACCGUCCACGCUGCCCGCAAGUAA